CCUCUCUUCCCCUCCCCUCCCGCUUCAUCCUCUCUUCGGACUAUGUAGUUCGCCGUUUGCUUGCGAGCUCCCGGUCGCUUUCCUCAUUUUGGCUCUAUCUCUCCUCAACGGGUCGCAAUUGUCCUCCCCUUCUCAUUCUCUUCUCUCUCCCGCUUCUCCAUCCAUUCUCCCUCCACCUAUCCCGUCCGAUACCUCCUCCACCGUGCGACAGCUCGCCUACGGGCUUGUCUGUCCUCGAUCUCUGAUCCUCCCUUCCUCCCCCGCCAAUUCUGCUUCUUACCAUGACACCUCGUCGCUCUUCUCGUGCCCGCACUUCUCAACCCUCACCAGCGAUCCUGCCGCAUACAAAUUCAUCCAGUUCCUCAUCCUCAAUGACUCGCGAACGAAGCACCCGAUCCAACCACAAAAUCCCCUCCCCUCACGGCUCCUCCGGCCACCGCUCCCAGUCAGCCGAAGAGGUUGACGCGGGUUCGAAAAUGGAUUACCCACAGACGCGGCAGCGCCAGCGCGCCCGCGGUGACGACGACCCCUCUCUAGGAGAAGGGGAAGAAGAAGAUGGCGAAGAGGAUGAGGAGGAAGAGGAAGUUACAAGAUGUCUCUGUGGACAGCAGGAAUACCCUGGUCUACCCCCCUCCCGUCGGGAAGCUCUCGGUCGCAGUGGCAUGCGGCCCCGGGUCAAGGAGGAUGCGUCCUUGAACCCGCCUCCCGACUCAUCCGAACUGAUGUCGGAUGAUAUGGGGAGUAUGUUCAUCCAAUGUGAUUCCUGCAAAGUUUGGCAGCACGGCGGCUGUGUGGGAAUCAUGGAUGAGGCGAUGAGUCCGGACGAGUAUUACUGUGAGGAGUGCCGCAAGGAGCUCCACAGGAUUAAAAGCGAAGUCAAUGGCUCACGCUCUUCUACCUACCUUCCUGUCGUCGCCCCCUCUUCCACAGCGGUUUCCUCCCGCGAGUCCUCCCAUGAUCCCUCCAAACGAUCCAAAGAUUCCAAAUCACGCAAUAAUGACAUGCACAAUCCCAAACGUCGCUCCACCAUGAACAGCCGCGAUGCUGCCUAUGACGAGGAGGAGUUGAUCCGCCGUGCGAUCGAAGAGAGCAAAGAAGAUAACCAGCUGGACACCGAUGAGGCAUCUGUCCGGCGGGGUAAAAGAAGUCGCAGUGACAGCGAAGCUCAUAAGCAGGUGGCCAAGAAGCAACGCACGAGUUCGCCGUCGCCCGGGAUUCCCGAACCGAGCAAACCCGUCUCGCAGCCGGUGUCCGAAGACGAUAAGGAGAAGGAAGUCACCAACGGGACCCGACGACAGCGAGCGACGUCCCGAGGCCAACGCGACAAAGAAACCAAAGAGCCGGAAGAGCCGGAAGAAGAGUCGCCUGAAAACAACCGACGCAGGGGGAGAACCGAUCCUCAGAAAGAUGACGGUGAAGCCGAAUCGAACCACGAGGCGGCCUCUUCCCCAAAGCCGGUGGUGGCCCCCGAACCCGAACCGUUACCCCCCAGCCCUAAUGAGACCCCCGUCCCGCCCCCAGAAACAACGGCCGCACGCCCCUCCACACGGAAAUCCGGUCGCCCGCCGGCGCGUCGUGGCGGCCGCGUGGGCCGCAAUCAGUACACGCGGGAUCGCGACGUGAACGGCACCGAUUCGAACGGCACGCUGAAUUCGCCGCGGCGCGGACAGUCCUAUGAUAUCGGUGGGGAGUCGCCGAGAAUAGGCGGACCCAAUGGUCACGUCAACGGAGAGGUGGGCAAGCCAAGCCGACCCCGCUACGUGAACCAACGGACAACCAUGAACGAGAUGAAGAGACGCGUGGCCGGCAUUCUGGAGUUCAUCUCGCGGAUGCAAGUCGAGAUGGCCGUAGCCGGUCAAACCUCACCUCCGGGAGGCGACCAGCCGAACGGGAGUAUCCGGGCGAUGGCGGAGCAGAUCGACGCCAAGUUAUCAUCCCUCAGCGACGGCGAGUCCGCGACGACGACCACAGACGGCGAAGCGGGGCCGGUGUCAGCUGAGAAAGACUUCAAGGGUCUCAGCAGCGUGGAGAUGAUGGACGUGCUAACGCGACAUCUCUUGAAAUGGCAGCAAGAGUAUGGCAAAUUCGGGGAGCGGUGACUACUCCCCGAUUGCAACCUACAUACUGCGAAAUCAGCGAUACCCUGUUUGUCCUUUGUCUCUUCAGCAAGGAAUGUAUAAUACGGAGGAGCAUCAGACUGGUGUUGGCGUUGGUGCGCCAUAGGCGUAAUAUCAUCUUUCUCUUCUUUUUUCUUACCCCUUCUCCUUUUUGUCCUUUCCUUCUAUCUCUUUCUUUUAUCUUUGUGUGGUUUGUGAUCUUAUACGGGGUGGAAGGAUUUACGGUGUUUGACUAGGGGAUGGCGUUGAUUGUCGGAUAUAGUACCAUUU
Molecule: messenger RNA, 2387 nt
Organism: Aspergillus candidus
Lineage: Eukaryota; Fungi; Ascomycota; Eurotiomycetes; Eurotiales; Aspergillaceae
Product: putative transcriptional regulator (Cti6)
Exons: 5
Coding region: 282-2099 (605 amino acids)
Biological process (GO): negative regulation of rDNA heterochromatin formation; negative regulation of silent mating-type cassette heterochromatin formation
Cellular component (GO): Rpd3L complex; Rpd3L-Expanded complex
Source: RefSeq, a predicted model, not a curated record